Messenger RNA from Porites lobata, 4707 nucleotides. The record is from the annotation of a GenBank genome assembly. Lineage: Eukaryota; Metazoa; Cnidaria; Anthozoa; Scleractinia; Poritidae.
AUGAAAACCAAAGACAGCUCUGGGUGUGGAGAAUUCAGAGGACAGAAAUCACUAACAUCGCUGCUGGAAUGUACCUCUGAUAUUUCCUGCCACCUAAGGCGCUGCCAUCUUUCAAGGGAAAAUAUUUCCGGGUACCAGCUACUUUUGAAUCGUGCAUGCCAAUUUCACCUAAGCGAAGGAAAUAUAGCAGAAAUGUCCGUGUGUCCUCGGCAUCGAGGAAAAUUGGGAGCAUACUGGAAAUGCCCAACAACUGCUUGCCAGUACCCUGAUCACAAGGGAAAACAAGAAGCGGUAAAAGGAGACCGAGUUUUCAAUGUCCAGAUGGCAAGAGAUAUAUUUCAAGUUUUCGGAGUUACUAUUCCAAUUGGAUCACGUAAGCAGUUUUUCUGUGAUAUAGAAUAAAUUUAACUUUUAUGCAGACGAAAAAGGUACUAAAUAUGAAAAUGAAACAACGUGUAGUCACAUUAUCAGUUUGAUAUGUUCCUUCUGUUUGCUGUUGUGGUAAGGCGAUUUAUGUUUUGGAGUACAAAGUAACGGUUCUUUCCCGGUAACCGGGGUGAGGGGUUGGGGGAUUUCAAGGUAACGGAAUCUUGAGUUGUUUUGCAACCUCGUUCCCAGGUCUCUCUUCUUCUCUAAUCGUCCUUUCCCGAGGUUGUUUUAGGUUUUUAUUAACAGCAACUGCCUUUCACCACUUAAAAAAUGUAGAGGGUUAAGAGCACAAACCUCUACUCCUGGUGACCUAGUUUCUUACAUCUUUGUGUGUCUGAUGUAAGCAAGAGAAAUUAAAUAGCAUAAAACAAGCAACCACAAUAUUGUCUGUUAGGGAAGAGUCUGUGGCAACCCUUGUCACUCUUUCUCUGCAUUUUUUUAGCCAUCUGUAACAGUUGUAGAAAGCUUCAUGCUAGCAGACUUAAGACUGAAUGGCUUUGGCUGAGAGAAACGAAAAGUACUGAAACGGAAGAUACCACUGAUACAAUGGAAGAAACCGAACCAAACUUAUCAAGGUAUUGAUUUCUGACGAUUUCUUGUGUUCUCUUCCUUUAAUAAAACAAAUUCUUAGAACGCGAGGAGGAAGUAUGACAAACUCUAAGAAAGUAAAAAUGUCCUUGAAUAUAAAAGAUUGGCUGCUCAAAGCUCAGUUAAUUUUGGUUUAGAUACCUACUGUACAUUCAUCCUCUGUAAGAAAAAAAAAUACAAUUUUCUUUUGACUUAUUUGUCUGUUGACUUCCCUCUAUAGAAAAACCAAAGAAGAAGCACUUGUUUCUAUUGAGAGUUGCAUUUACACUCCCGUACCAGAAAGUCAUACUAAGAAUGAUCCUGCCUGGUCUCUUGGACGAUGGCAAGCAAUGAAUCCUGACAGUUCGUUCGAUGAUGAGUCCCCUGAAAACGAAUCUGAUGUUCUUCAAGUAUACAAUGAGGCACUCAGUAACAUUGCCUCGCUUUCGGGAAAAACUGUGGAGCCCCUGACUUUCCGACUUAACUCCGAGUGGGACGAGGCGACUAAGAAAGAAAAAGAACUUUGCAUAGAGCAGGUGAACGAAGCAUGUCGUGCUGUUUGUGACGUCAUUGCUCCAAAGGACAGUGAUAAGCUGUUACGAUCAUUUCAAGAAUCAAGAAGGGAAGUAGGUUUCUCUAGCGACCUCAAAGCAUUAGUAACUGCAUAUCAGCAAGCACCAUCAAGGAGCCUUAAAAUCCAGAUACUCAGCAUCUAUGCUACUCGUUACCCAGCCCAAUACUUGAAGAAAAUACACGAACCAUUUGAAAAGCUUAGCGACCGGCAGAUAAAAAGAGCAAGAGCACACGCCAAAAUUGUUGGAGUUGGACUGUCCGUUGAGAAACCGCUGCGCCACCGGGUUAAAAUUGAUUUGGUGAAGUUGGAUCACUUUCUGUCUUUUGUUAACCAGCCGUACUUCUACCAAGACGUGGCUUAUGGAACCAGGACGCUGAAGCUAGAUUCAGGAGAAGAGUUACUUAUGCCAAAUGUGAUCAGAAUUGUUGCGAGGUCAACGAUGAUAGAGCAGUAUUUAAAGCAUUGCAGCGAAGAUCACUUUGAGCCUCUUUCGAGAUCGACGUUGUUUAGAAUAUUGCAAGUCAGAGAAGCUUCUCAAAGAAAAUCGCUUCAAGGACUGGAUAACAUAGCUGCAGGAGGCGCUGAAGCGUUUGAAAGUGUGCGCAAGAUAGUAGAUGACUUGAAAAACUGCGGCGCAAGUGGAACUUGGUGCGAUGAAGUGCAAAAUAAACUUAAAAGUGGAAAGCGCUACCUCAAGACAGAAUAUAGAGUGCAUUGCCGUGAAGAAGAAAGCUUAUGUGCUGAUCACUGCAGAUACUUUGCUCUUAGUGACUUACAAGAUCCAGAACUCAGCGAACAUUGUCCGCAUCAACAUCAAGUGCGCUGUAUCGAGUGUGAGCAAUUGAAAGUAACAUUAAAGGCCAUCGCUGAUCAGAUUGAGUCUCCUUCCAUUAAAUAUUAUAGCGGUGAACAGAAAGAGGACUUCAAGCAUUUUCUUGCCCAAGCCCAAGAAAGAAUUUUUCAAUGGAAGUCUCACAUUUUAAGAGCAGAGAACCAAGAGCGGGCAAAGCAAGAUGUACUAAAAUCUCUCCAGGAUAACUCGGUCAUGGUCGUAAUGGAUUGGGCCAUGAAAUUCUUACAGAUAAAAUAUCGAGAAAAGCAAUCCGAGUGGUUCGGUAAGAGAGGAAUCAACUGGCAUGUCAGUUGCGUUAUUUCGAAGAAUACAGCAGAUGACAGCCUCCAGGUUCAGUCAUACGUCCAUUUAUUCGAUAGCUGUGCACAGGACUGGUACACCGUUUGCGCAAUUUUGGAGCAUCUUCUCACAAUCAUCAAGGAAAACAAGCCAGAAGUCAAUCAAGCCUUCUUGCGCUCGGACGGAGCGGGCUGCUACCACAACAGCAAUCUAAUUGCUGCUGUCCACGACCUUGGUGUUCGAGUAGGAGUAAAAGUUAUGAGGUAAACAAAGAGGUUGUCUUAUGAUAAAAUAUACAAAUAAAUUACAGUUCACUCUAAAACUGAGUCAAAGCAGGUAGCCUGUUUCAAACUUCUCCUUUACCAAUUUAGAACGAAUCGACUACAAGUUGCAGUUGCGGCCAGGUUAUAAUUCAUGAACGAUUACUCAAACUGCACACAAGAUAUAAUGAAAUACUGACUGCCAACCCAAAGUUUCAUUUAUCAUUUUUAGCGAAAACAAUUGAUACGUGAUUGCAGCAAACCGAUUGAAAAUUCUGAUCUUUAAAAAAUUACUUAUUAUAUGAUAUCUCGCUUUUGCCUGAGUAUUUUUCCAGGUUUUGUCGAAAAAGUACUUACAGCCCUAAUGCCAGUUGAACGUAGCUAGAUUAAUAUUUAUGGUGGUCCUUCGUAUUAUACGUAUACAGUUUAAGAUUAAACAGUUAGAACUCGGGCCUUGUAACGCUUGUAAUAAUGUAGGUUCAAUUGUAUUAGAAAAGUACGGCCAAGGUAGCUGCGGCUUUAUUUUUAAUUUUAGGUAUGACUUUUCGGAACCUCAAUUUGGCAAAGAUGUCUGUGAUCGCAUCAUCAGCCCAAUAAAGGGGGCCAUUCGCCGUUACUGCAACGAAGGACAUGAUAUCCUGACAGCAUCCGACAUGCACGAGGCGCUUAAGGCAAGGCAAGUAGAGGGAACAACUGCUGCUGUUUGCCAAGUCUCCCAAACAACUCAUGAGAUAAAAGUCGACCGCAUCAGUAAUUUCAGUAGCUUUCACAAUUUUUUUUAUGAAGAAGAAGGGCUUCGCAUUGUGAAGGCGUAUGGUGUCGGUGUGGGUAAACUUAUUCCAUGGUCACAGCUUAUCCGUCGCACACAAGGUCCUACAUCAAUAAAGGAAGUUCAUAAUCAUGAAUUUUACCCCUUGGCAUCUAGGGCUAUUAAGGCGACUCCCAGCGACGAUGAAGGCGCUCGUGAUAACUCUCUUUUCAUGUCUCCCGAGUCCUGCUGUUCCAGGGAGUUCUCUACAGCAGAGGAACUUCAAGACCACAUUCAUUUUGGUGAGCACGACAUGAAAGUAAGCCCCGAGAGCAUGUACGACCGUCUUAAGCGCGAUUGGGCAGCAAAGGUUCUAUCUAUAACACUUGAAUCAAAAUUGUCGUUCACCGCUGAAGAAGCAACAGGCAGCGAGCAAUUACAGGAAGAACCUUGUGGUUUGGGUUGGGCGCUACAAAAACCAAGAGGAGGAGGUGCUAGGUUUUCUGAAAAUGUAAAAAGCUACCUCACAGCAAAAUUUGACCUUGGUGAGGACACAGGUAGAAAAGCCGAUCCUACCCAGGUGGCUGCUGACAUGCGGGUAGCAAGAAACACUGAUGGUGAGCGUAAGUUUCAAAGGAGUGAAUGGUUGACGAAGAGCCAAAUACAAGGGUUUUUUUCACGGCUUGCAGCCAGCAAAAGGCGGACGAACAAACAAGAAUUGGAGGAUGACGACGAUCAUGAUGACAGCCUUGCCGAAAAGGAAAGACAUAUGGAAGUAGAGGAGGUUGUCAGCAAAAUUGGACUUGUUCAUCCUAUAACACAUAAUGGCUACGACAUCUGCGAGCUCACAAAAUUGGAUGCACUCUCUAACUUAACCGUACCUAAACUUAAGGCCAUCUGUGUGAACCUAGACCUUCCUUUUAAGGCUAAGGACGUUAAGACCACUUUAAUUAACAAAUUAAAGGAAGCUGUCAAGGAAUGUGAAUGCCACAAGUAG